Molecule: messenger RNA, 597 nt
Organism: Arabidopsis thaliana (thale cress)
Lineage: Eukaryota; Viridiplantae; Streptophyta; Magnoliopsida; Brassicales; Brassicaceae
Exons: 3
Coding region: 1-597 (198 amino acids)
Source: RefSeq, marked reviewed
AUGGGCUCGCGAAGCCGGUCUCCGGUGGGAAAGAUCCUAUCUAACUAUUUGGGAGAACUUCUCUUCUUUUCUUUGAUUGUGCUUUGCUUAACACAAUCGAAGUGGGAUCAUCGUGGAGAAAAAUAUCUUGCGGUCAGUCUUUCCAUAUCUUCUUCUUUAGCUCAUUCGCAACAGUUUCCUCCAUUCCUGCGAUUUCCUCAGGAUUCCUCGCUUGUUGUGAUAGCAAUCUAUAACCGCUCUAUAGAAAGAAAUAGAUUAGAGGAGAGGGUAAGGGUGGAUAGGGUAUGGACAGCCGUAGAACUCGCGAAGCAUGCAUUAGAAGCAGAUCCUACUAGGGUAUCCAAACUCGGAAGAUGUUAUGAGACUGAGCCGGCUACCGUACUUCGUGCUGGAACAGGGGUGACUCCUAACAAUGGAUCCACCACAGUAGGGGUUAUAUCACAACUUAUUACCAUCCGGACAAAGAAAAGGAAUAGUAGUGAAAUGACAGGAACGACAGCUUUCACUGCUACGGCUAUUGGCUUUAGCUAUACUAUGGCAUUCCCUGUAGUUCUUGGAGUCACUCAAACUCGAACUCCUGUUACAGCUCGGCUAUAG